UGCUGGCGCCCACAUUACCCCCGAUGCGAGGCCCAAGAAGGAACCGGCAGAGGCUGCUGCCGAGAGAGGAGACCGGAGGUAGAGGCGGAGGAGGAGGAAGAGGAUGGGCAAAGCGGAGAUUGCAAUGACACCUCUACAGCAGUGGGGUGAAGAGGUAGAAGAUGGGGCCAUCUACAGCAUCAUCCUUCAGCGAGUGCGGAAAGAACCUGUGGCCAACAGAUCCAGUUCCCUGCAGGAUGAACCUGGCACACCAGCGUGUCCCUUUGUGCAGUACCGCACUUGCAAGAGGCGUAUGUUGCGAGCUGCCAGGCUCCCCCAGCUGGUGAGGUGGUUGGCAUCAGCCAGUGCAGAAGGGGACCUGGACUACAUCCCCAGCUUCCUGGCCACCUACCGGACCUUUGCCACCCCCAUGCAGGUUCUGGAGCUGCUCCUGCUGCCACCGCUGGGACCAGACAGGGCGGUGCUACAUGUGUUGGAGUUCUGGCUACAGCAUCACCCUGAAGAUUUUGGGGAGCUCCCCAAGCACCCCAAUCUGCAGAAAACCUUGCACGUCCUGCACCAGUCUGCCCCGGACUCCCCAGUAUGUGCUUUGACAGAGGAACUGCUGCAGGCCCACAAGGGAAAGAAGGAGGAACAGAGGACAGAGGCAGAGGGAGGAGAGCCCCCCAGGAUGGGGCUGUCGCAGGUGGUCGGAGAAGCAGGUGGGCCUGGGGGCUGCGAGGAGACACCUGCCCUGCUGUCCUUCUCUGUUGAGGAAGUGGCCGAACAGCUGACUCUGAUGGAUGCAGACCUCUUUCGAGCAGUGCAACCCUUCCACUGCCUGGGCUGUGUGUGGUCCCAACGGGACAAGAAAGAGAACCAGCACGUGGCUCCUAGCGUCCGUGCCACCGUAGCCCAGUUCAAUGCCGUCACCAGCUGUGUGAUCGCAUCUGUGCUUGGAGACCUGACCCUGCGCAUUCCCCAGCGGGCACACCUGCUCGAGAAAUGGAUCAACAUUGCCCAGCGAUGCCGGGCCCUACGGAAUUUCUCCUCGCUGCACGCCAUCCUCUCUGCUCUGCAGUCCAACUCCAUUUACCGACUUAAGCGUACCUGGGCUGCUGUCAACAGGGACACCAGGCGCUCCUUCCGAAGCCUCUCACAGAUCUUCUCUGAAGACAACAAUCACUUGAACUGCCGAGAAAUCCUGCUGCAGGAAGGAGAUACUCAGGGCUCUUCUGAUGGAUCCAUCAGUCCUCAGACACCAACCAGGGCAUCUCAGAAGAUGAGACCUCAGCCCAGGCUAGUGGUUCCCACCAUCCCAUAUCUUGGCACCUUUUUAACCGAUCUGAUUAUGCUGGACACUGCGCUACCAGAUUUCGUGGAGCUCACCCAUCUCUGUAUUGCUGUUUCCCCAACUCCGCAGGGCAACCUCAUUAACUUUGAGAAGAGGCGCAAGGAAGGAGCGGUCCUUUCUCGGAUCCGUCAGCUGCAGGAGUCGUGUCAGGGCUACAGCCUCUGCCCAAACCCGUCCUUCCAUGUUGCCUUCCAGCAGCAGCAGCAGCUUUCUGAGGAACAAAGCUACCGGAUUUCCCGUGUGAUUGAGCCGCCGGCUGACUCCUGUCCCAACUCACCAAAGCUGCAUCGCAGCCUGACAAAGCGCUUCAGCUCGCUUCUCCUGGGCUCAGAAGUUUCUGCUGCUGCUCCAGGCCAUGACAAGUCCGGAAUUUCACCACUGGGCUCCUGCAGCAGCCUUAACUCCGAGGAUGGGUCCAGCACCCCUUGCUCACCAACUGUCAAGAUCCUGCCUGCAUCUCUGCUAAGACCGUGCCCUCCAUCUGAGCUGCCCCUGCCGUCUCCCAACUCCAAGCAAAGGGGGACAGAAUCGCGCAUCGUCCGUGUCAGCAUGGACGAUGAGCGCGGCAACGGCAAUCUUUACCGUAGCAUUGUGAUCACCAGCCAGGACAAGACCACAGCUGUAGUACAGCGUGCCUUGAGGAAGCACAAUCUGGAAGGGGACUCGCCGCACAGCUACCAGCUCCUUCAGCUUUUGGGGGAUGGCCAAGAGCUGCUGAUCCCUGACAGUGCCAACGCCUUUUACGCCAUGAACCCUACUGGCUCUCAUGACUUCCUCCUGUGCCCCAAGAAAGGAGCCGGCAGCCCCCCAGCCUUGGGGGCCAAACAGCCCAGUAGAAAAGCGAUCCCUUCCAGCACCCCCACUCUUAAGGACUGUGGCACAAGAACUCUGGCGGCCACUUCAAGCCCGCCACCGUCUUGGGCUCUGAAGUCGCCCAUUCUCCUAGCACCGCCCAGCCCAGCUCCAGUCUACCCAUCAUGCCCUGCAGCGGACUCACGGCUCAGGCCAGCUUCGUAUCUCCAGACACCCCCAUUUCCAGUUCCUCCCACCUGGUUCCUGGGAGAUCAGCAGCCAACUGGCCCUCCCCCCUCUCCUCCCCCCUCACUGCCUCUCCCCCAUCGCCCACUAACACGGGAACCCUUCAACCCAGCUCCACCUCACCUUGUUCUACCCUCUUCCUUGCAGGGGCAACACAUUCCUGCCUCUGUGCCCCAGUCACCCCCUUGCUCUUCCCUCGGAGGAACCUCUUGGACAGAAUCCCCCAAGCAUUGUGCAGUCCAUCAACUUUCAGCUCCUCAAGGUCUAGAUGCCCCGUAGCACGACGGAAGUGGGUCCUCAGGGUCAGAGCUAAUCUCUCCGAUUGCAGCCCCUUUCCAUGACAUGGGAUGGAGACCCCCUACUCACACACACUCACACUCACACACACACACACACAGACAGACGGCCAGGAGAACUGAGCGCCCCAGGACAAGGGAGCGAUGAUGUUUACGGAUUGGCCAUUUGUGGGAUCCCACAGCCCCACCUGAUCUGCUGCCAGGACCCCCAGAAUCAUAGAAGGGGAGGACUCAAAGGUGAACUAGUUCAAAAGGCAACACGCCCAACCCAGACGAGCAGAAGCUGGACGAAUCGCAGAACAAUGGCGUUCAGUUGUGUUAAGCACAUCCGCCAAACUGGAUGCUACGAGGGAAUGUAGGUACUCACUCACUUUCUCUCUCUCUCUCUCUCCGGCAUUCAAGGACAGAAGCGGCUCUAGGGUAGCAGCUCGCUCAGAGCUGGCAUCUAGCUGAGCCUAAAAAGGAGACAUGGUGUGAAAGUAGGUUUCCAGCGAUGGUUGGUUUUGGUUGCACACCCUUCCCUUCAAUAAAAGAAUUUGGUGUGAAAGUGUGAACUCUUAGACCUCCACCACACCAGCGAUUUAUGGCACUGCCUGGUAUGUGCUUUUGCAGCGCAAUACUCACACGACAUCAUCCCUGUCCUGUGCUCAUCUUGCCUCUCCCCCUCCGUUUUCUGUCUUAUUUUGGAGCGGGAAAGUCCGAUUCCCCCCCACUCCAUGUGCAAUAAAUUCGCUCCUUCAUCGCA
This is a messenger RNA of Elgaria multicarinata webbii, 3412 nucleotides long. It is a transcript of the gene RGL3, whose product is annotated as ral guanine nucleotide dissociation stimulator like 3. Gene Ontology annotation, biological process: Ras protein signal transduction; positive regulation of GTPase activity. Gene Ontology annotation, molecular function: guanyl-nucleotide exchange factor activity. The transcript is spliced from 17 exons. The record is from RefSeq and is a predicted model, not a curated record. Bases 104 to 2650 code for a protein of 848 amino acids. Lineage: Eukaryota; Metazoa; Chordata; Lepidosauria; Squamata; Anguidae. Gene Ontology annotation, cellular component: plasma membrane.